Caenorhabditis auriculariae is the source of this 903-nucleotide messenger RNA. The record is from the annotation of a GenBank genome assembly. NCBI's taxonomy places the organism in Eukaryota, Metazoa, Nematoda, Chromadorea, Rhabditida, Rhabditidae.
AUGGUUCUGACCCGCCGCCUGAAUUUUUGCCAUUUAUCACAGGUUUUUUUGGGAGACUUCCUUUUGAAUUCUAUUAUUUUUAGUUACAGAUUGCUGGCCGACUGGUUAGAAAGCGCGACGUUUAUUCGGAAGGUCGAUGUUUCAGAAGCUUAACACAGAUUUUUGCCGUUUUUCACAAGUUGUGUUGUCCCUUUUCUAAUGCCAUUCUUGAAUUGUAUUAAAAAAAUAAAGUUUUGUCGGGAUUCAUGGAUCGGAUAGUCGAUGGUUCAAUCUUCCGGCUCGAUUUUUGCCAUUUUUCUCAAGAUUUAAUGAAUAUGUUUUUUUUUAAAAUUUUUUUUUGGAUCUUGAAAGAUUUUUCGAUGACUUGAAAAACGUGUUUUUAAUUCACAUUUAUGGUGCGUCCUUUUUUUCAAUAAAUCUCCAUUUUUGUCCAUGUUAUUCAUAGUUUUUUUUUUGUUUCCUUUCAAUCUAUCUUUUUUUGUUAUUUUCCUCGUAGAUGUAACCGAAGAGGAGGAAUAAACAAAAACUUCUAAAGCUAUAUCGAACAACCGGCUUUGGCGAACUAGAAGUCGAAAUGAGAAGCUGAUCAAGUUGAAAGCAUGGUCUCAAGGUCCUUCGCCUCGUUCUUCCGUACAUAGCUCAUUCAGAUAAGUCUUGACAAGAUUAUAAUACUGCGAAUAUUGUAUAGCUGAUUCACGGCUGGCUUGAGCCAUCGAGAAAAGGGUCCUGCCACGAAAAGAGACGAGACAGUGCCCCGGUUAGUGGAGAGUGCAGACAGGCCACGCCUUUUUGCGUUCCAAGCUAGCCGUGAAUCGUUUAUAUCUGGAGCCCCGAGACCUUGCUCUAGAAGAGAACCUCAAAAUGAAAGCAGUCCGAGGGAAAGCAACCGAAGACCAGGUUUGA